Puma concolor (puma) is the source of this 1681-nucleotide messenger RNA. NCBI's taxonomy places the organism in Eukaryota, Metazoa, Chordata, Mammalia, Carnivora, Felidae. The record is from RefSeq and is a predicted model, not a curated record.
GGCAUUCGGCCUGGGAGAGACGCCGUCGCCGCGGAGCUAGUUCUGCUCCCAGCUGGCCGGCGGAGCAAACAUGAAUGUUGGAGUUGCCCACAGUGAGGUGAAUCCAAAUACCCGUGUAAUGAACAGCCGGGGUAUGUGGCUGACAUAUGCCUUGGGAGUUGGCUUGCUUCAUAUUGUUCUACUUAGUAUUCCCUUCUUCAGUGUUCCUGUUGCUUGGACCUUGACAAAUGUGAUACAUAAUCUGGGGAUGUAUGUAUUUUUGCAUGCAGUAAAAGGAACACCUUUUGAAACUCCUGACCAGGGUAAAGCACGGCUCCUAACUCAUUGGGAACAGCUGGACUAUGGAGUACAGUUUACAUCUUCACGGAAGUUUUUCACAAUUUCUCCAAUAAUUCUAUAUUUUCUGGCAAGUUUCUAUACGAAGUAUGAUCCAACUCACUUCAUCCUAAACACAGCUUCUCUCCUGAGUGUACUAAUUCCCAAAAUGCCACAGCUACAUGGUGUUCGGAUCUUUGGAAUUAAUAAGUAUUGAAAUGUUUUGAAAUGGAACAGAAAAUUUUUACAGCUACUGAAUUUUCUGUAAGGAAGGAGUGGUUAGUAAACUGCACUGUUUCCGUGAUAUUGUGAAAUGAGAAGUAUUUACAUUGAAGGGCCAGUUGCUGGUUCUUCACAUGCUGUUUUGAAGUGCAGGUAUUUACUAGAAGAUGCCUCUGUUUAAUGCAUCUGGUAUCUUUCUGAAGAGAGGUGUUAUAGGCAGGCUGGGCAGGCCCAGCUUAUAAGUUAAAUGGCUGUACACUGAAGGAUUAGUAGAUGAACUCAAAGAAAUGAGAGAUUUAUAAGAAAACAAGACCAGCUUAGCUUAUAAUGAAUGGGCAUUAUGUUAGGAGAAGAAAAUUUCCAAUCAUUCAGUCAUGGUCAGUUUAAGCAGACUUAACCUGUAAACCAGAAUCAUCUCUUUACAAGUUUAUUAUAGAUUGUUUUUAUUACCAUACAUGUUCCUCUUGUGUUGUAGAGGAGGAUAUUUCUCUCUUGUUUUAUACAAUCCAAUCCUUACCUUAUGAUUGUACUUUUUUUGCUUUUGCUGGCUCAACAUUGUGUUGAUAGAUUGAGGUCAUUUUUACAUUUAUUAAUUAAUGAGUUACAUUUAUUAGUUAAUGAGUUCAUGAAGGUCCACCUUCAUGACUGGUGACAGAAGACAGCAUCUUACAAACAGCCUCUGAAUCAACCUUCUAAUUUUGGAACGGAAUGGGUUUUGUUGUCUUUCCAGACACAAGGCUGCUAAACCAAUUAAGAAAAUAAUUUAUUUCACACAGUUAGAGUAUAUGGUAAUUUAGAGGUCUCUGCUUAUUUGGUUGAUCAAUCUAAUUGUUAAAGUCUGCUGUUAUUUAGAAAAGGAAACAUAAAGUGGACAACUAUAUAGCCAACCUGUGGUCUGGCAGAAACUGCUUCUCUAGCAGUAGUACCAUAGUAAAUAAUGGAGUCGUCUUUAGCAGGUCUACAGCAAAAGAAAACAUCUUUCCUUAGUCCCCCUGCUCUCACUCCCCAUAUUUUGCUCAUUAAUGUUUGGCCUUUCAGUUCAUGGGUCUUGGUGUAGAUAACCCAAAGUGGUAACUCUUUCCAAAACAGCAACCAUAUUGAAUUCUUGUGACUUAGAGAAGCUUCCUAUAAUUGAUAUUAAUUA